AUGACGGUGGUGACGACGAGGAUGCCUGAGGCGCCGCGGAAGCUCCAGAAAUUCCUCAUUCUCUUCGACAAUUCCAGCUUGCUGUACUUUCCUGGGCAGUUCGUCACAGGCCGUGUCCUGGUUGAGCUGGAAGAGGACACUCCCGUUAUUGGUCAGUCCAUGUCCUGUCCCAUCAUCAGUCUUUACUUCCACGUGGUUGGGGAAGGAGUAGUGAGGCUGAUGGAUCGUCGAACCAGAACCACUGACCGGGAAAGCUACAUUGACUUCCGCAUGAAACUCCUUGGUGAUCAAGACCAGGGACCGGUGCUAUUGUCACCUGGGAUCCACAGUUUCCCGUUCAAGCUGGGAUUACCCUUGGGUCUCCCGUCGACAUUCCUGGGUAAGCACGGCUGGGUGCAGUACUUUUGCAAGGCGGCAUUGCGGGAACCCAACGGACUGACGCACAAGAACCAGCAGGUGUUCAUUGUCAUGAGUCCGAUCGACUUGAACCUUGAACCAGCUUUGCUCGCUAGUUUUGAAAUGUUCAAGCCCCACACCUUGAAUGAAGAAUGUGAUUUGUUCAAUUUGCUGAAGUACAAAUUUUGGCAGAGUACUUAUUUAGUUUCCUGUCGAGUGCGACUAGACAAAGGCGGAUACGUUCCUGGUGAGACCAUCAACAUUUGGGCGAACAUCCACAACAGCUCCAAGGUUACCAUCAAGCGCACCAAGGCGUCGCUCACAGAGACAAUACAGUACAUGGCGCAUAACAAAGUGAUUCAGACAGAGACCCGGGAAUUGUCGUCCAUAAGCAGAGGGAAAGUUGAGCCGGGAGAAGUUGCGGAUUGGAACAACGAGUCGCUUUAUGUCCCGCCUUUGCCGCCGACGAAUUUGAGAGGCUGUCAUUUGAUGCGGAUUCAAUACGACGUGUUUUUCGUAAUAGAACCCAAGAAUCUGGAGAAGGAAAUUAAACUGCAGCUGCCCAUCAUGAUGGCGACGUACCCGUUCCGCAAUGAUGACGGCACCCUGCGACGGAAACGGGGCUCCAGUUACCCAACAACCCUGCCCAUAUUCCGUCCCUGGCUCGACUCGAAACCCGAAUUCCCCGAGUGAAGUGGAGGACGAAGCAUUUUUUUUUCUUCUUCCUCUCCCCGAGAACGAGAAGAAGAUGAAGAAGCAAAAGAGAAGGAAGCAUAACUCAAGGAGGGAAGACAACAAGAACAACAACAACAAAAAAGUGUCUUUAAAUCUCCAGCAUUCUCUGAUCGACUCCGCCCGUGUUUUUAAUUUUUACCCAUGUUCUAAUUGUGUGUUGGCGGCUAUUGAAACCCCUGAUCCCCGCCGUUUUUUUUUGUGAGCGAUGAUCACGUUUCUUUUUCUCUUGUUGACAAGAAAAAUAUGAAGGAAAAUCUAUCUAGUCAUGUUAUACUUACAAUUCAGCUCAAAUUUUCAGAUCAAUUAUUUUUGGACAGAAAAAGCUAUAUAUACUAAAUAUGAUGUGAUGCAGGUGGUAUCUUGCAAUUUGACCAUGCCAAAAUCUGUCUGUCUUGCAAUUUGAUGUUCAAAUUUUCUGGGAGGUCAACUUGAAAUUUGAUCUCUGCCCUGCAAUUUGAACCACAUAGAGAUCCAAAACAUAAAAAUACAAUGUAGAAAACAUUGCAUGAGACAUUGUCUCACAAUUUGACUCCAGUCCAGCAAUGGAUUGGGGUCCAAUUGCAGGGCACCACCUGCAUCUAUAUGAGGCAAAAACAAUCUUCAUGCUCAGCAUUUUUCAAAAAAAAAAAUUCAUAUGUUUUGAAUCAUCAAAACCUGAAGUUUCAUAUUCUGUCAAUUUUUGGCGGUCAAGGAAUUUCUUGCUUUUUCUUUUGGGUAUUCUUUGCAUUUUUUGUAAGAAUUUCUGGAAUUGUUUUUUGCGCAUUUUUGCAAAAUCUUUCAUUUUAUCUCUCUACAAAUUGCUUCUGAGAGCCUAAAUGCCAAUGAACAGCCUAUGAAAAAUUGUAGCCUCACGCCAAUACGGUAUUUCAAAUUCAAACUUCGUCAAAUGAGAAAAAGGAAUGUGAGCUCUGCUCUGGGGGGUGAGAGGGGUUUUAUAAUCUGUAGGUCAAGCGUUUGCCAUGUGGGUUUGAGUGACUGAAACCUGUGAAAUUCGACGAAGGGUAAAAGAUAUAUGCUGGUGCUUCCAUGUUCUGCUGCGCGUAUAUUGUUUGUGUUUUUUUUUUGUGUGAAGAUACUGUCUUCCUUGAAAAAAAAAGAAGAAGCGCUGUAAGCAGUGGUUGUAUUGUAAAACGAUCAAGAAGAAGCAGUGAUGGUUGUUUUUUCUUCUGUGGUAAAAAAAAUGAAAUGAAUCUGGGACAGCUACGUUA
Messenger RNA from Notodromas monacha, 2339 nucleotides. Lineage: Eukaryota; Metazoa; Arthropoda; Ostracoda; Podocopida; Cyprididae. The record is from the annotation of a GenBank genome assembly.